Messenger RNA from Parastagonospora nodorum SN15, 729 nucleotides. RefSeq lists its product as hypothetical. NCBI's taxonomy places the organism in Eukaryota, Fungi, Ascomycota, Dothideomycetes, Pleosporales, Phaeosphaeriaceae. Bases 1 to 729 code for a protein of 242 amino acids. The transcript has a single exon. The record is from RefSeq and is a predicted model, not a curated record.
AUGGGUGAGCCAGAGGAAGAAGCUUUGCAAAGGAAACUGCUGAAGGAAUCUGCACUGCGAAAUGUGGAGGCAGAAAGAGAAGACAGAGACGUGGAACACGCAGCAGUCACACCAAGUAACCCAGGUACCGCAGAUUGGUACCAAGAGAAGGAACACGACUCACCGUUACCACUGCAAGAGAUCUUGCCGCCAGCGAAUCUUGCCCAAACACCUCGCACACCCACGGAGGCCCCGACGCAACAGAGCGACGUGGCGGAAGCACCACCAUCUGCUGCUUUGACAGAGGGAGAAAUGAUGGAUAUGAACAGCGGAGAGGACAGUCUCGAGUCUGAAGAACGGGAAAAGAGCCAACUACCUGCCUUAUCUCAACCAUUCGGACGCGAGCCAAAGUACGGCAGCACCGAAGAGUUUCGUCUGCGCGAGAAACGGUCGGUGCAUUCUUACCUUGCAUGGCUCCAACACCGCCAGACGCGCUUCCCCACCGCACCGCCAAAUUCUUCCGAGAUCAUUCUGAUCGCAGAGCAGUUAAACAGACCAGAGGCGACUGUCUACGAUGACAUCCUAUACCGCUGGGGCUUUGAGACAAACAGCAAGUGCGGGGCGUGGUACAAACAGAACCGCUUGACGGUGCUCGGGAAAGAUCCAAGGUUCGAUGAGGAAACCAUGGGGAAAUGGGAUGCAUGGGUCAAAGAAGGCAGAGAUGAUUUAGCAAAGAGAGAGUCGCGAUGA